Eptesicus fuscus (big brown bat) is the source of this 681-nucleotide messenger RNA. RefSeq names its product H1.5 linker histone, cluster member (gene H1-5). The transcript has a single exon. The record is from RefSeq and is a predicted model, not a curated record. Gene Ontology annotation, cellular component: nucleosome. Gene Ontology annotation, molecular function: structural constituent of chromatin; DNA binding. NCBI's taxonomy places the organism in Eukaryota, Metazoa, Chordata, Mammalia, Chiroptera, Vespertilionidae. Gene Ontology annotation, biological process: nucleosome assembly. Bases 1 to 681 code for a protein of 226 amino acids.
AUGUCGGAAACCGCUCCCGCCGAGGCCGCCACCCCGGCCCCCGUGGAGAAGUCCCCCGCCAAGAAGAAGGCGACCAAGAAGGCGGCGGGCGGGGCCGCGGCCAAGCGCAAGGCGUCCGGGCCGCCCGUGUCCGAGCUCAUCACCAAGGCGGUCGCCGCCUCCAAGGAGCGCAACGGGCUCUCGCUGGCCGCGCUCAAGAAGGCGCUGGCGGCCGCGGGCUACGACGUGGACAAGAACAACAGCCGCAUCAAGCUGGGCCUCAAGAGCCUGGUGAGCAAGGGCACCCUGCUGCAGACCAAGGGCACCGGCGCCUCGGGCUCCUUCAAGCUCAACAAGAAGGCGGCCUCCGGCGAGGCCAAGCCCAAGGCCAAGAAGGCGGGCGCGGCCAAGCCGAGGAAGCCUGCGGGCUCCACCCCCAAGAAGCUCAAGAAAGCGACGGGCGCCAAGAAGUCCGUGAAGAAGACCCCCAAGAAGGCCAAGAAGCCUGCGGCCGCCGGUGCCAAGAAGGUGGCCAAGAGCCCCAAGAAGCCCAAGGCCGCCGCCAAGUCCAAGAAGCCGGCCAAGAGCCCCGCCAAGCCCAAGGCGGUGAAGGCAAAGGCGGCCAAGGCCAAAACUGCCAAGCCCAAGGUAGCCAAACCCAAGACUGCGAAGGCCAAGAAGGCGGCUCCGAAGAAGAAGUAG